Messenger RNA from Planococcus citri (citrus mealybug), 1841 nucleotides. RefSeq names its product starvin (gene stv). The transcript is spliced from 2 exons. NCBI's taxonomy places the organism in Eukaryota, Metazoa, Arthropoda, Insecta, Hemiptera, Pseudococcidae. Bases 177 to 1496 code for a protein of 439 amino acids. Gene Ontology annotation, biological process: protein stabilization. Gene Ontology annotation, cellular component: cytoplasm; cytosol; membrane. The record is from RefSeq and is a predicted model, not a curated record. Gene Ontology annotation, molecular function: protein-folding chaperone binding; adenyl-nucleotide exchange factor activity.
CAAUCAACUUUCGUCAUUCAUGAUUCAAUAUCAAAUUUUUUAAAGUUUAACUUUAAUUUUCCAAGAUUUAAAUCAAAAGUUUAAUUAUUCAAAGUCAUUUCAAGUUUAAUUUUGUGUUCUAAUUGCUACUUGUGCUUCGAAAAGUUCCAAGUCAGCAUAGUUGUUCUAAUCGUACUAUGUCUUUUCGUGAUCGUGAUAAAUCAAAUUUAAAGGAUUACUUACGAAAUAAUUCGGGCAGCAAGUUGAUCGACGAGAUUAAAAAAGACUUUGAAAAUAAUAAGAAAGCCUGGUUCGAUACUAGUCCUUUUAGACGGGACGGUUUUCCAUCGUUCAAAAACGAAGACAUCUUCGGUAAGAAAUCCGAUCCCGGUAUAAAAUCACAUCUCGAAGACUUGGCCAAAAAACACCCAGAAUUUGCUGGCGAUUUGCAACGUCCCCUAUGGGAAGAACCGUUGAACACGAACUGGGAUAACGCUUUCACAAUACCAGUCUCGGUGGAAAAACUGAUCGCCGACUACGAUAAGCCGAGCAGCUCUCAGCAAAGUGCUCCACCGCAACCGGAAACCGAACUAGACGGUCAACAGGCAGCUGCUCCCGAAGCAUCGAACAGCAGCGUCGAGUCCAGCAGUCAGGAAACUAUGAACGAACAUCAAGAUCCAAAAGAGCCUAAAAGAUACGUGUCGAAAAUAGAAAUGACUCCGGUCAACCCGUACGAAGAGUCGACUUCCGAACAAGGUAAACAAUCGCAACCCGGUACACCGAACUCGGCCCGGAAGCAGCCCACCGUAAGGCAUAUUCCUAUCUUCGUCGAAGGACGAUCCGAGCCUGUAUUACCGAAAAACGCAGCUGGUAACUUUCAAUCUACCAAUCAGUUCCCUGCUCAGCACGAGCAGACGAAUCCUAUCAAAAGGAAAUUCGAUAACACCAACGAACACAGUCAUCAGAGGCAAGAAGUACCUCUUCAGUCGCAGCCGAUCCCGGUACAUAUAGAGAAAACUAAUAAAUCUGGUAAAUCGACUCCGACUCCGGCUCCACCAACUGCCGAACCGGAACCACCUAAACAGGCUGAGAAACCGCAUCCACCGCCACCGGUUCAAAAACUAGAUCCUAUGUCUAGAAUCGAGCAAGUCCGCAAUGAUGUCGAAGAGUUGGCGACCGAAGUGGAGAAAUUCGCCGGUACCUCGCGUACUGAUAAAGAGUACUUAUAUUUAGAUGAAAUGCUUACUAGAAAUCUAAUCAAAUUAGACCUCGUCGAAGUCGAAGGCAACGAAACCCUAAGAGUUGCUCGUAAAGAUGUCAUUAGAUCUAUUCAAAAAGCUAUCUCGUGCUUGGAAAGCAAAGUACCAAUACCCGCAGAUCAACAAAAUCAAGACGAAGACGCCAAUCAAAACGAAUCAUCGGCCGAUCCUAACGCAUCGAUGGAAGUCGAUGAUCAAUCGACACAGCAGAAUGAUCCUCAGAAUCAAAACAACGACGGAGGUGGUCAAUCCAAGUAGUACAUCGAGGAUAUCCUAGGUAUCUUAUUACGCCCUCCAUCAGACCCGAUUUUGAAGCUUUUUUUUCUAUCGAGCACGCACCAUUGUGCGUAUUAUAUUUUUUUUAUAUAAGAAAGAGUAUUUUGAUUUUUGAAGAAUUCAUUUUUUGCAGAUAGCCAAUGUAACAUUUUCUUUUUACGUUAACUAAAAAUACAGUCUUACAAUACGACUCACCUUCAAAUAUUAUAUCUCCUUUUAAAAUUAAUACCGUAAUAAUUUUCGCGUUUCUUCGAAGAUUGUUUAUUUUUUCCCUUUCUUUAUUCUGUUUUUUUGUAUGUACAUACACAUUAUAUAAUUACGAUUGUU